AUGUCUCUUUCAUUCUUCACGAAGCGAUCCGCAGUUUCUGCAUCCCAACUCCCCAUCUGCGAUUUCCUUGUCCCACGCCUUCAUCAACCAAUCCUCACCAGAAACCAGAUUCAAAGUCGCAACCUCUCCGUGGCUGCGCAGCGUAAGAAUGAUACUUCAAGCAUCAGACAAGGCGAAGAAACACAUUAUGCGUCACAAGCAACGAAAAUAAGAGCCGGUGCAGAGGCAGCCGCGAAUCCAGCUCCUCGAGGGAAACCAUUAACGCCGGCCCAAAGAGAAUUUCUUGAUAGUGCACUUCGUGUAAACCAAGCGGGGGAAUUAGCAGCCUGUCUAAUAUACACGGCGCAAACACCCGUUGUAGUUGCCUCUCAUCCACAUCUACGACCUCUCAUGAAACACAUGUAUGAUCAAGAAGCUGGACAUUUCAAGACCUUCAACGAACUCAUCGCGAAGCAUCGUGUACGGCCUACGGCCAUGUAUCCCUUCUGGACAGUCGCGGCUUCUGCGCUUGGAUGGGGGACUGCUGUUCUGGGGCGGGAGGCAGCGAUGGCGUGUACAGAGGCUGUGGAGACGGAGAUUGGUUCUCACUACAAUGAGCAAGUGAAGGUACUGCUGGAGAUGGCAGAUCAGAUGGAGAAGUCUGGGGAGACAAUUGGAGAAGAUUUACAAGUAUUGAUUGGCAACAUAAGGAGGAUCCGAGAUGAAGAGCUGGAGCAUUUGGAUCAUGCAGUGGAGAAUGAUGCACAGAAGGCGGUUCCACAUGAGCUGCUGACAGGAUUGAUCAGGGCAGGAUGUCGUGGGGCAAUCUGGGUCAGCGAGAGAGUAUGA
Messenger RNA from Cadophora gregata, 828 nucleotides. RefSeq lists its product as uncharacterized. Bases 1 to 828 code for a protein of 275 amino acids. Gene Ontology annotation, cellular component: mitochondrial inner membrane. The record is from RefSeq and is a predicted model, not a curated record. NCBI's taxonomy places the organism in Eukaryota, Fungi, Ascomycota, Leotiomycetes, Helotiales, Ploettnerulaceae. Gene Ontology annotation, biological process: ubiquinone biosynthetic process. Gene Ontology annotation, molecular function: 3-demethoxyubiquinol 3-hydroxylase activity. The transcript is spliced from 2 exons.